AUGAGCCCGACAUACAAAUUCCGUACAAAGUAUCCGGGGGCUGCUGUUGCGAUGCAAGCUCUGGGGGAGGAAAGUACCCUACAGCUACGGAAGGCACCGACGGCCGCCCGUCCUGUGGAAGUUGCGUCCACUUCGAGCCACCGCCAGCCAGCCAGCCAGCCACACACCAGAGGCGUCACUCACCCUACGGAGACCCCGCCUUUUCCUUCUCUUUUCGGCACGCUCAACCAGGCUCAACCCACUAGCGUCGCUUCUUUUGAGCGACUCGCCCUUCGAAGAACCCCCAGCGCUACUCCUGCACAUGCGCAAAAUUGGGGCCCGCCCCUUUUCCAAAUCCACCCUUUCGUUCUCACGCCUACUCUAGGUCUAUGUCUGAGCAUCCGCGCGCGCGCGCGCACACACACACAUCGAAAGACCUUUCCUGCGACGCACCGCCUGCAAGGGCUUCCCUUAAACGAGAGUUCCAAGAAUCCUACAGGAGCCAAGACAGCCAUUACUCCAUUUCCCCAAAUCCUUUGCGGUCGACGUUCUCGUCUGUCCCGCUCGUGCUCACUCCAUUGGUUCCCGGGACCGGUUCGACCUAUCGGCUGUGAUCUUGCUUUGACCUACUUGUUGCCAGGCAGAACAGUAACCGGGUUGCCUAGGUUUCCUAACGCAGCUGCGGCCUGCGGUUUUAGGAGCCCGAAGACCGGCAGGCACCCGCUAUGCUGCGCCUCACAGCCGUGGAGGGCUGCGAUGGAAGGUGAUAAGAAGAAACAACAAGUAACCUUCAGUCCUCUGGCUCAUCCUCUGCAAGUUCACAAAGAUCACAGAAAGGGGCUCUGAAAUGACAUAUGCAAGCUCCUUCAAGGCUUUUGGGUAUAACUGUUCUGGUCCUGGAGAAUUAAACUUGUUCAUGAUAACCAGGUACCCCAUAAUAAUCUUUUUACUUACCUUAAAGUGGCACUUGCUCCUUUUGUCAAUUGUUCUGUUUAGUUCUAUUGGAACAUGUGGGGAGAAGAUAGUAGCAAAAUAGGAGCUGAAAAACUCUGAUCUCUCCCUGUCGCCUAUUAUUAUCUUACUAUCUUCUCCUAGCAGUGGGCUUACCUCUUACUACUGAAAAAAAAACAGGUUUUUUUUUAAUUGCUUUUAGUUUCCUUUACAAGCCUAAGUUUCUUUCAUCUUUAGGUUAAUUCUCUUUCCACAGAUUUUAGCUACUUGCUGUUGUACUUCCUGGUGAUUACACCCAUCUUCCAUUUUCUGUACAAAUUCCUUGUAACUAUUAGCUGAGUCAAAACCUUUGCAAGUAUCUAAAAUGAUUUCUUAACCAAUCCAUUAUUAUUUUUUCACUGUAAUUGCUUACAGUAUUUAUUUUUGAGAAUUUCCUGCACUCCCUUUGACUGUAGGGUUUCCAUCCAUGGG
This is a messenger RNA of Python bivittatus (Burmese python), 1401 nucleotides long. The record is from RefSeq and is a predicted model, not a curated record. NCBI's taxonomy places the organism in Eukaryota, Metazoa, Chordata, Lepidosauria, Squamata, Pythonidae.